CUUCGGUAUGGAAAGCUAAUACAAGUUUUUUCCUCGUCUAGUGUCCGGUUGCCUCUCUCGCCACAAGGAUGCUGAUACGAACGAUCCUCCGCAGCCGCAGAUCCUCCCUCCUGCUGGCCCUGUGCUUGGGGUCCCUCGCGGCGCUCCUGCUGCCUGGACCCUCGAGCAACGUGGCGGAGGUGGCGAGGGAGGCGGACGGCGGCGUCGCGGUGCCUGGCCUGGCCGACGUCGAAAGGGUAGGCCUACCGUGGUGGGAUGGGGGUGAGUGCCGCUGCACAGACACCCGCUGCCAGCCUCCGCCCGCGCCCACGGUACCCAGGGAGAAAAUGGGCGGCACCUGCGGGCUGAGGGCGUGGAGGGCGGGAGGAGGUCAGAAGGUCAUAUCAUACGUUCUCUACGGGAAUAAUUCAAUUUACUUUGAAGGAUUUAAGAAGAAUAUUGAUCGGAUUCGCCUCGUAUACCCCGGGUGGUCAGUGUGGCUGUACACCGACCCGCGAGGACAACACGACUUCCUGUGCCCACUCCUACGGGACUAUCCUUACCUGUAUGUCUGUGACGUGACCAACCUGCCGACCCUCGGAACAGAACUGACAUGAGAGGAGUGGCGAGCUCUGCCGAUUGGAGACCCGAAUGUGGAUGUGGUUUUGUCCAGAGAUACGGAUGCCAAGAUCCUGGAGCGCGAGACAGCCGCCGUCCGGGAGUGGCUGAGGACGAACCGCUCCUUCCACGUCAUGAGGGACCACCAUAACCACUGCGCCCACGUGAUGGGGGGCAUGUGGGGCAUGAGGAUGGAUGUUGCGGAUAGGAAGCGAGGAGGAGGAGGAGGGGAAAAGGAAGGAGGGAGAGAAGCAGGAGGAGAGAAUGGAAAGGGAAAGGAAGGGGAAGAAAAGAAUGGCAAAGAAAAUGCAGAAGGAGGAGGAGGAGGAGGAGGCACCGAAGCCCUCUCCUCCUCCAGCAGGGACUUCUUCGCCUUCGUCAGAAAUAGCAUCAUACAGCACGGAUCAGAGUCCCAUAAGGAUGAUAUUGACCAAGGCAUCUUCGCUAAAGUGCUCUGGUCAACGUUUAAGACUGACCUCGUUUCUCACAGUAGCUUCUGCUGUGAAAAAUUUCCUGAAGGUUUCACUCCGUUUCCGACACAGCGAGUCGAGAGGUCCUUUGUGGGGAAUAAGGAGGACUCGAACCCUCACUGUUGCAAGCAGCCAGUUGCAAAACGAAUACUCUACCAAUGA
Messenger RNA from Penaeus vannamei (Pacific white shrimp), 1229 nucleotides. Lineage: Eukaryota; Metazoa; Arthropoda; Malacostraca; Decapoda; Penaeidae. The record is from RefSeq and is a predicted model, not a curated record.